Messenger RNA from Amblyraja radiata (thorny skate), 2866 nucleotides. It is a transcript of the gene selenom, whose product is annotated as selenoprotein M. NCBI's taxonomy places the organism in Eukaryota, Metazoa, Chordata, Chondrichthyes, Rajiformes, Rajidae. The record is from RefSeq and is a predicted model, not a curated record. The transcript is spliced from 4 exons. Gene Ontology annotation, cellular component: endoplasmic reticulum lumen. The coding region runs from base 161 to 601 and encodes 146 amino acids. Gene Ontology annotation, molecular function: oxidoreductase activity.
UCCAGCUUCACCCUCCGGCCCCCGCCUCUCCCACCGCCCACAGGCCGAGUGACGGACGUGGCAACUGGGCAUUUAUAGCGGGACUGAGCGGGGCCGGGGAACCUGCGCUGCGGCGGUGGAGAGGCAGCGAGUGAGAGCGGGCGCUGGUCCCCGCCGCACGAUGUUCACCUUGGUCCUGCUGCUCGGGGGACUCUUGCAAGCGACGGCCGCUUACAGACUCGACUUUGAGAAGCCGCAGGGACUGGCCCGGGGCAGAGUGGAGGUGAAAGCUUUCGUUCAGGAAGACUUGCCGCUUUAUCACAACCUGGUGUUGAAGUACGUCCCGGGAGCAAAGCCCGAGCUCCUUCUGCUGAACUACAACCUUGAAGAACUCGAUCGAGUUAACCUUAUGCCUUUGACCAGGAAGGAAAUCAACGAGUUGCUGCUGAAACUGGGGUUCUACAAGAAGCAGAGUCCCGAUGCCCCAGUGCCACCUGAGUUUUACUACGCGCCACUAUCGGGCAAGCCCACUGCCCACACUGCGGCCAAACCCCUUCCUGAAGAUGUGACCGAGAAACAGGAAGAUUCUGACGAUUCUGACGAGUUGAAGGAAGAUCUAUAGACAAAUGUUGAAAUGUUAUUGCUUUGCCUCCUAAACAGAGGGCAGGUACAAGUGGAUUGUAAACCUAAUGGCUCCUGCUUUGUUUUAUGGCUUCAGUUUCCUUAUGAUCCCAUUUUCCAUCCAUCUAUCUGCAAUCAACACCUUAUUUAUUUUUAACUCCCUGUAAAUCUGAUGGGUCCACUUGUGACAAAAAAAAUAGACAGGGUUUUUGUGUGGUUGAGUCUUGAGGCAAAUUGAAUGAAGUCUUCAAUUAACCUUUGGGUGGCGCUGUGGUGCAACGGUAGAGUUACUGCCUUAUGGUGCCAGAGACCUGGGUUCGAUCCUGACUACGGGUGCUCUCUGUACAGAGUUUGUACGUUCUCCCUGUGACCACGUGGGUUUUCUCCAGGUGCUCUGGUUUCCACCCACACUCCAAAGACGUACAGGUUUGUUGGUUAAUUAGCUUCAGUAAGUUGUUGUAAAAUUGUCCCUAAUGACAAUUGCUUUCAAGAGAGAGCUAGAUAGGGCUCUUAAAAAUAGCGGAGUCAGGGGAUAUGGGGAGAAGACAGGAACGGGGUACUGAUUGGGGAUGAUCAGCCAUGAUCACAUUGAAUGGCGGUGCUGGCUCGAAGGGCCAAAUGGCCUACUCCUGCACCUAUUGUCUAUUAUUGUGUGUGUGUAGGUUAAUAUACAAGGUGAUCGCUGGCCAGCACGGUCUCAGUGGGCCGAAGGGCCUGCUUCCGCGCUGUAUCUCUACAUUCCAGUGUGAACGGGUGAUCGCUGGUCGGCAUGGAGCCGAAGGGCCUGUUUCCACGUUGUGUUUCUCAACUAAAACAAAAACUAACGGGCAUGUGGCAUAUUUUAAAUCUUGGUCUGCAAACCUCCAGGUGCGGAUGGUGCUUUGAGUCAGUUGACGUUCACAGAAUGAUCACAAGCAGCAGAACAACCGAUUAGUUAUUGCAAAGAGUGAUCCUUGGACUAGACCCACGAUCUGUGGUUUACAAUCUAAAUACCUCACAAUGCCUCAGUCUGCUGGCUAAAUGUACAAACCCUCAAGCCUUGUACACUAGCGAGGUGCCAGCUUCUGCCAGAUGUGCACAGAGUCAGUCAGCAAUAUGUUCAUUAGACGUAGGAGCAGAAUUAGGCCAAUCGGCCCAUUGAGUCUUCUCUGUCAUCCAAUCAUGGCUGAUCUAUUUUCCCUUCUCAACCCCACUCCUCUGCCUUCUCCCUGUAACCUUUGACAGUCUUACUAAUCGAGAAUCUAGCAAUUUCCGCUUUGAAAAAUGCCCAACGACUUGGCCUCCACCGGGUCAGCACGGUGGCGCAGCUGUAGAGUUGCUGCCUUACAGUGCCAGAGUCCUGGGUUCGAUCCUGAGUACGGGUGCUUGUCUGUACGGAGUUUGCACGUUCUCUCCGUGACCUGCGUGGGUUUUCUCCGGGUGCUCCAGUUUUUUCCUCCCAUACUCCAAAGACGUUUUGGUCUGUAAGUUAACCAGCUUGGUAUAAUUGUAAAUUGUCCUUAGUGUGUGCGGGGAUCGCUGGUCGGCGCGGACUCGGUGAUACAGUGUUUCCACAUCUCUAAACUAAACCAAACACCGCCAUCUGUGGCACUGAAUUCCAGAUUCAUCGCCCUCUGGCUAUUGAAAGUUCUCGCUAUCUCCAUUCUAAAUGUACAUCAGUAACCUUGUUAAUAUGUGUAAUUAAUUGUUGCUGAGAUGUUAUCAAGGAUAAUGUAUAAACCAUGGAGUCAACUGGCCCCUGGUUCUGCAAAUGAGAUUCCCCUCUACGAUAUCUAGCAGCAAAAGCAGAAUAUGUCUGAAAUACUCACGAUGUCAGGUCAGGUCAACAGUGCAGGGAGAGAAAUUUAAUUAUAUUUCAGUUCAACAAUCUUUUAAAUGACCUGCUGAGUAUUUCAAGCGUUUUCUGUUGAUUUCGGAUUUCAAGCAGGCGUGGUAUUUUGCUUUUUGAUCCUUGUCAAUUUUUAUUUCGUACUCUGCAAUACUUUGAAGUUCCAGAAAUGUUGCAUUUUAUUCCACAAUCCACUCUGCACCUGCCCCGUGUAAGUCACAACCGCCAGGUAUCUCAGGCUGGGUGUGUGCUGUUUGUGUGUGAGUGCCUCCAGUCCUCCAGAGAAAUGAAUGAAGUUCUCGGCUGAAAAGGCAACCAUGCUGAGAACGGAGGUGAAGUGUUCCUGGGGACUAAAGGCAUCCUGUACAACGGCCGCAUCCCUCCAUGGGUACUGUCUCUGCCUGGUUUACAAUAAAAUUCAAUGAUUCCCAACACAAA